Molecule: messenger RNA, 3242 nt
Organism: Ictalurus furcatus (blue catfish)
Lineage: Eukaryota; Metazoa; Chordata; Actinopteri; Siluriformes; Ictaluridae
Product: E3 ubiquitin-protein ligase TRIM39-like
Exons: 8
Coding region: 306-1958 (550 amino acids)
Biological process (GO): protein ubiquitination
Molecular function (GO): ubiquitin-protein transferase activity; zinc ion binding; protein binding
Source: RefSeq, a predicted model, not a curated record
AUCAUGUGUCUUAUUCAGUCUACACUAUACGCUGCAUUACGAUCAAAUAUGAGAUGGUCCUCGUCUUAAUCUAGUUCACUACAUAGUGUACAGGGAAGUAACGUCACACCAGCUAAAUGAAAGUGAAACGGAGUCAGUCAGAAAGCUCAUCCAGCUAAAAUCUUUUUACAGAAGAAUAUAACUACCACACGAUCUUUUAAUGAGGAGUGUAAAUACAUUCCUGUCAAAAGGCAAGGAGAAAAGUUAAGGUUUAACAGAAGCAAUAAUCCUCAUCACCACAACCAACAAAAGGCAGAAGGAGAAGCAUGGAGAGACCAGAUUAUUUUGUGCAUGACUCCAGCAGUCUCCUGUCUGAAGAUCAGCUGCAGUGUUCGAUCUGUCUGGAUGUAUUCACUGAUCCAGUCACCACUCCAUGUGGACACAACUUCUGUAAGAGCUGCCUUACACAGUGCUGGGAGAAGAGUCAACACUGUUACUGUCCAUUAUGCAAAGAGAAAUUCACCAAGAGACCUGAACUGAAGAUAAAUACAACACUGAGAGAGGUUGCAGAUCACUUCAAGAAGAAAAGUGGUCCUGACAAACCUGAGGUUCUUUGUGAUGCCUGCACUGGAGAGAAGCUGAAGGCCCUGAAAUCCUGUCUGGAUUGUGGACUGACUUUCUGUAAAACCCAUUUAGAGCCACAUAAUCAUGUUCCCAAACUUAAGAAACAUAAACUAAUAAACCCUGUGGAGAACCUGGAGGACUACAUAUGCCAGAAACAUGAGCGAGCUCUGGAGCUGUUCUGUAGAGAUGAUCAGACGUGUGUGUGUAAGUUCUGCACUGAGAAAGACCACAAGAAUCACAACACUGUUCCUAUAGAGGAGGAGAGCAGAGAGAGGAAGACUCAGCUGGGGGAAACACAGACUGAUGUGCAGCAGAUGAUUCAGGACCGACUGAAGAAGAUCCAAGAGAUCAAACACUCAGUAGACCUCAGCAAAAGAAGCACAGAGAAAGAGAAAGCAGACAGUGUUGAAGUCUUCACUGCUCUGAUUCGCUCCAUUGAGAGAAGUCAGGCUGAGCUGCUGGAGGUGAUGGAGGAGAAGCAGAAAGCAGCAGAGAGGCAGGCUGAAGGACUCAUUAAAGAGCUGGAGCAGGAAAUCACUGUGCUAAAGAGGAGAGACACUGAGCUGGAGCAGCUCUCACACACUGAGGAGCAUCUCCACCUCCUACAGAUUUACUCCUCCAUGUGCAGCCCUCCACACACCAAGAACUGGACUGAGAUCAGUAUUAACACUGAUCUGAGUGGGGACACUGUGAGGACAGCUCUGUCUCAGCUUCAGAAGACUCUGAAUGAGAAACUCACUCAAACACUCAAUGACAAGUUAAAGGAAACAGUUUCCACAGAACUGAAGAGGAUUCAGCAGUAUGCAGUGGAUGUGACUCUGGAUUCUGAUACAGCUUAUCCUGAACUCAUCCUGUCUGCUGAUGGAAAACAAGUGACACAUGGAGACACACGACAGGAUCUCCCUGAUACACCACAGAGGUUUAAUAAAUGUGUCUGUGUUCUGGGAAAGCAGUGUUUCUCCUCAGGGAGAUUUUAUUAUGAGGUGCAGGUCAGAGGGAAAACUGCGUGGGAUUUGGGAGUGGCUAAAGAGUCCAUUAACAGGAAGGGGAAGAUUACACUGAGACCUCAUCAUGGAUUCUGGACUGUGUGGCUGAGGAAUGAGAAUCAGUAUACGGCUAAUGCUGGUCCCGCUGUCCCUCUCACACUGAGAGAGAAGGUGGAGAAGGUGGGGGUGUUUGUGGAUUAUGAGGAGGGUCUGGUCUCCUUUUAUGAUGUGAAGGCCAGCUCUCAUAUCUACUCUUUCACUGGUCAGUCUUUCACUGAGAAACUCUAUCCUUACUUCUGUCCUUAUUUAAAAGAAGGAGGUAAAAAUUCAGCACCAUUGAUCAUCUCUCCUGUAAUUAAGACUGAAUGAUUUUUUUUUAAAUCUCACAUAAAAUGGUAAGCUUAAAAAUGGAUUUUGAAACAUUUUUCUGGUGCACAAUUUGAAAACCACAGAACAACAAUGUAAUACAAUCUAAAAAUAAUAGUAGUGAUUAAAUAAGAAAAAAAUAAUAAAUCUUUUUAAAGAUGAAAACCUAAAUUGAUGUGACAAUUCUAUUUUCACUUUUUUUUUCAGAUAUUCAGAAGUGAAAUUUCUACUAUAAAUUGUGUAUCACUACAGUACAUACAAAUAUCCAAUUAAAAUAUAUACAUAACAUUUUAGGCUACACUAAAUUAAAAUUCUGAUUAAUUAAUAAAAUCAAAAUCGUAUGAUCUUAUGCAAAAAUCUAAUAUAUUGUUAAGUAUAGAGUCUGUGCUUAUUAUCACAACUUUUAUCCAACUUUAAUUAUCACACUCACUUCAGGCUUGUGAAACUUUGUCAUUACAAGAAUUGAAUAGUUACCAUACAGAGGAAGAGAGCAGUGUAACUCUGUGACAUUGUGAUACUUUGUGAUACUUUUAGCUCUGUCUUUAGCUCAGUUACUUUAGCUCAGUAGUCUUAAGAUGAGAAAGUGAAUUAGCAUGAACAGAUAUGUCAAGCAAUUACACUGAUGCAUAUGAGAAUUAUUGAUGAUUAGAAAAGAAAACACACCACAAUCAAGCCACACAUGCACCAAAAAUAAUAUUGUACCAAAAAAUAAGAACCACAAGUGGCCAACCAGUUUCUAUUGCCUAAAAAUAUUCACACUGAGAUUUUGAAUAUUCUCCACAUAAUACUAUGCUUUUAUUUUGAGUGCUAUUAACCUUCGUAUACUAUUUUAGUGAAAAGAUUUUGCCUCCGUCCUUGUUAUUCUCACCUGGUUUAAAGGCACUGUUUUUAAAGUGAGAUUGUAUAAGAGAAUGUGACUGUUACAUUGGGGAAAUUACUUUCUCAACUCUUUCAAUCAUUUGUAUUUUUGAUUUGUUUCCCUUCCCUUAUAUAUUAAAAUAAAGCUUGUCCUGAUUACCCCUGUUAAUUGUGUAAUAUUUUGAAGGAACUAAUGAGACAUAGCAUUUAAUGUUUGUCAAGAUGUUAUUUAUGGGCAGAACCUAAAAGACAAUGAUUUUUGUGUGUGUGUGUGUCUAGAAGAUGACAAUAGUUGUUUUUUUUAGUUAGUAAAAGCAAAGUCUAGUCUCUUGGAAUGCUUCUCCUUGUUACCACUGCUAAGUGAUUGUUUUAAUCUGAAACUGUGCAUUAGGAUGUGGCAUGUUCACAUUUAGAUUAGAAGCUCUGGUC